Molecule: messenger RNA, 2509 nt
Organism: Fukomys damarensis (Damara mole-rat)
Lineage: Eukaryota; Metazoa; Chordata; Mammalia; Rodentia; Bathyergidae
Gene: Mto1
Product: mitochondrial tRNA translation optimization 1
Exons: 12
Coding region: 285-2372 (695 amino acids)
Biological process (GO): tRNA wobble uridine modification; tRNA methylation
Cellular component (GO): cytosol
Molecular function (GO): flavin adenine dinucleotide binding
Source: RefSeq, a predicted model, not a curated record
ACAAGGUCAUCACAGCGGGUUAGGGGUGGCGUGGUAUGGUCCCGGCACGCGCCACGACCACAAGCCUGAGCCAGUGGCGGGAGGCUCGACAUCCAAUCUCCUGAAGCCCCGAGACCGGAAGGUAGAGCCGAGCCGCCAAUCAGCGGCGACGCUGGACGCAGGUGCGCCGCGCUGUGACGUCAGAAAAGAUGGCCGCGCCUCCCUGCGUUUUUCUUCUCGUUUAGGUGCUUCGCUUCUCAGCGGCGCAGAGUUCCAAGGCAGGCAGGCCCGGUAUUUCCGCCAGUAUGUAUACCCUCCGAGGCCGCAGCCUGUGGGUCGCAGCGUCCCUCACCAGACAGCACCUUCCGUCAGCCCGGCUCAGCGGAGACCUUGCAUCGCCCGGCCCUCCGCACUUCGAUGUGGUGGUGGUUGGUGGAGGACACGCGGGGACCGAGGCUGCUGCAGCCGCCGCGCGCUGCGGAUCCCGGACUCUGCUCCUCACGCACCGCGUAGACACCAUCGGUCAGAUGUCCUGUAAUCCUUCUUUUGGUGGCAUUGGAAAAGGACACUUAAUGAGGGAAGUAGAUGCCUUGGAUGGCCUGUGUGCUCGCAUCUGUGACCAGUCUGGUGUGCAUUACAAAGUACUAAAUCGGCGUAAGGGGCCAGCUGUGUGGGGGCUGCGAGCCCAAAUCGAUAGGAAACUCUAUAAACAAAACAUGCAGAAAGAAAUCCUGAAUACGCCACUGCUCACUGUUCAGGAAGGAGCUGUAGAAGAUCUUAUUCUCUCGGAGCCAGAGCACGGACACCCUGGGAAGUGCCGUGUCAGUGGUGUUGUUUUGGUGGACGGAAGUGCAGUCCAUGCAGAGUGUGUGAUCCUGACCACUGGGACGUUUCUGAGAGGCACAGUUGUGAUUGGACUGGAAACGCACCCCGCAGGGCGUCUGGGGGAUCAACCUUCCGUAGGGUUGGCUCAGACUCUGGAGAAGUUGGGGUUCACAGUGGGAAGGUUGAAAACUGGCACUCCGCCCCGAAUUGCCAAGGAAUCCAUUGAUUUCAGCAUUCUAAACAAGCAGACGCCUGAUGACCCAUCUGUACCAUUCAGCUUUGUCAAUGAGACAGUGUGGAUUAGGCCAGAAGAUCAGCUGCCCUGUCACCUGACUCACACCAGCCCCAGAGUGGACGCCAUCAUCCUGGAGAACCUUCACCUCAACAGCCACGUGAAGGAAACGGCCAGUGGACCCCGAUACUGUCCGUCCAUUGAAUCGAAGGUUUUGCGUUUUCCAAACCGCGCCCAUCAGGUUUGGUUGGAACCUGAAGGAAUGGAUUCUGACCUCAUCUACCCCCAGGGGUUAUCUGUGACGCUGCCAGCUGAGCUGCAGCAGAAGAUGAUCGCGUGCAUCCGAGGCCUGGAGAAGGCGAAAAUGGUGCAGCCAGGGUAUGGUGUUCAGUACGAUUACUUAGAUCCCCGGCAGAUCACGCCUUCCCUGGAGACCCACUCGGUUCAGAGGCUCUUCUUUGCGGGACAGAUCAACGGCACCACUGGUUAUGAGGAAGCCGCAGCUCAGGGUGUGAUAGCCGGAGUCAACGCCAGCCUUCGGGUCAGUCGCAAGCCGCCCUUCGUUGUCAGCCGUACGGAAGGCUACAUGGGUGUCAUGAUUGAUGACCUCACCACCCAGGGCACCAGCGAACCCUACCGCAUGUUCACCAGCCGCGCCGAGUUCCGCUUGUCCCUGCGCCCGGAUAACGCCGACGACCGGCUCACGUUCCGAGGCUACGAGGAAGCUGGCUGUGUGUCCCAGCAGCGGUAUGACAGAGCGGCCUGGAUGAAGUCCUCCUUAGAAGAAGGCAUUUCUGUGUUGAAAUCCAUUGAGUUUUCAAGCUCGAAGUGGAAAAAGUUAAUCCCUCAGGCUUCUAUAAGUACCAGUAGAAGUCUCCCUGUCAGAGCUCUCGAUGUUCUGAAGUACGAGGAAGUUGACAUGGAGUUAUUGGCCAAGGCUUUUCCAGAAGCCUUGAAGAAGUACACUGAAUGUAGAGAGCUGGCUGAGAGACUGAAAAUAGAAGCCUCUUAUGAGUCCAUAUUGCUCUGUCAGCUACAAGAAAUACAGGACAUGCAGCGAGAUGAGGCUCUCCAGCUGCCUGAAGACCUGGAUUAUCUGAGUCUCAGGGAUGUGUCUUUGUCUGAUGAAGUUCGGGAGAAACUGCAUUUCAGUCGUCCACGGACGAUCGGGGCUGCCAGUCGUAUACCUGGAGUGACACCUGCUGCCAUCAUUAAUCUGCUCAAAUUUGUGAAGACCACUCAGCACAGACAGACAGCUAUGAAUGGAUCGCUCCAAACCGAUCAGCACUUAAGAGUUAUAGCUUUCAGUUCACAGAAGAUGACCUUAAAAGAGUGAAUAAGCCAGGUGCGGUGGCACAUGCCGAUCUCAGCACUGAGGAGGCUGAGGCAGGAAGAUUUCUGUGACUUCAAGGGCAGCCUUGAAGCAAGACCGUUUUUUUUGUUGUUGUUGUUUUUUUUUUUUUUUUUUUUUUU